AUGAAGUGGACGCAUCCUCCAAGUAAAAGUGGUGUACAUCGCUUCGCAUGCUUAUCUCUAUACCGAGCACUUCUGCGACAAUCCUCCAAAUUACCCCAAACAAAUGUCGAAGCCGAAAGCAUCAGACAACUGGUCAGGUCGAGAUUUGACCGAUACAAAGAGUUAUGCAGUCCAACAAAAACAAUCCAUAGUCUUCAAGCAGGAUACGAGGCAUUAGAUUUGUUUUACUCGGCAGCCCGGGGAAGCAAAGACUCCCUCACUCAGAUUAACCAGUACCUCCAAAAACUAGAAGCACGGAAACUUGUACUUGAGUCUAAGAAACACGAAAAGCUUUCUAAAGAUGUUGGGCUAGUCACCCUUGGUCGGCACCAAAAAAGACGAGCGCAGAAUAUCGAAUACGCCCGUCAAACAAAGCUACCACAUCCAAACGUUGAGCCGAUAUUGUCACGACCACGGCCUAUUAUUACUGGGCGACGAAGAGUACCUGUUUUUGUCUGUGCACGUGGCAUUCCUUUCUUGCGAAUCAAGAAACCACAACCAGAGAGCCUCAGCCGAGUCAUUCGACAGAAGCUUGCACAGAGAGAUAAACUGACAGGCCGGCGUGCUAGACUCUAUGCAGAUCUAUUAUUUGCUUCAGAUGAAGAAAAUUGGGACCGAUAUCUGCAGGACAGAGAUCCCGUUUUAUGGAAGAAGUAUGACAAACAACCAACGUGGAUAAAAGGCACAUGGGCACAAGAUGUGUGGAGAGCCUAUGAAAAGUCGGUCAAUGACAAUCGAAACUACGAACAAAGACACCAAGAUACUGCAGAAGCGAUGUGGAAAGUUGUUCUUGCUGAGCGGGAAUUAGCAGAGAAAGAGGAAGCGCAGAGAAAAGCACAAGUCGUGGAAUCAAAUCCAGACCCAAUUCUUUCCAAUCAAAAACAUUGA
Talaromyces proteolyticus is the source of this 927-nucleotide messenger RNA. Its product is annotated as putative DNA repair protein. The transcript has 3 exons. Lineage: Eukaryota; Fungi; Ascomycota; Eurotiomycetes; Eurotiales; Trichocomaceae. The record is from RefSeq and is a predicted model, not a curated record. Bases 1 to 927 code for a protein of 308 amino acids.